AUGGAAGUGGAGUCGGAGGGGCAGCUACCAGAGGAGGAAGAGUACAUAGACAUGGACGUCAGCUCCGCCGCAUUCUCGCGUAGCGCCGCUGGUUCUCCGCCGCAUGCAAGGGAAUUCGAAUUCCGCAUGGAUGCUAACUUCGUGCAGAGGGAACCCGUCACCUCCCCCGCCGACGAGCUCUUCUACAAGGGGAAGCUCCUCCCCCUCCACCUCCCCCCCCGCCUCAAGAUGGUCCAGAGGCUGCUCCAGGACCCCGCCACCGCCGCCACACACGGAGAAGAGGAAGAAGAAGCCGGCUCCGCCGCCGCCGGCGUCGCAACCCCGUUUGAGUCCUGCACCGUCUCCCCGGUCAGCUCCUGCUACGUCAGCGGGGAGCUGAACCCGGAAGAGUGCAGCCAACCACUCCCGAAGAAGUCCUGGUCCAAGAAGCUGAAACUGAUCAGGCAGUCCUCUCUGGGUCUGAAGCUCAAGGCCUCCAGGGACUAUCUCAAAUGCCUUUUCACCCGGCCGGCGCGCUCGGUAGAGGAGCCGCGCGGCGGCUGCGGCGGCCGGAGGACGAGCGACCUUCUCCCCGCCGGCGGCAAUGCGAGUCCCCCAGGAAUGGGGACCCCCCCAUUUGGGCUCAUCCAAUGGGAGACGACGAUGGCCCACCGGAGAAUGAGCGAGGAGAAGACGGCGACGGCGGAGGAAUGCUCCCACCGGCGGUCCUUCACCGGCGUCCUCAACCAUCACCCGGCCACCGUCAAUUCCUCCUCUUCCCCUUCGUCAUCCGCAUCUUCUUCCUCGUCUUCUUCUUCUUCUUCCUCCACCGCGGCUGGCGGCGGAGAGCUCCAGGGACCGGCGGCGCUGAAGAGGAGCAGCAGCGUGAACUCGGAGGUGGAGUGCUCGAUCCAAGGCGCUAUCGCCUACUGCAAGAAGUCUUCCCAACAGGUGGCCGGCGGGCGGAAGAGCUUCGGCGACGUCGGCUGCUGCACUCUCUCCCAUUCCAAGGUCGCCGCCGCCUGCGAAACAUAG
Molecule: messenger RNA, 1014 nt
Organism: Spirodela intermedia
Lineage: Eukaryota; Viridiplantae; Streptophyta; Magnoliopsida; Alismatales; Araceae
Source: the annotation of a GenBank genome assembly